AUGCAGACGUCCUCCGUUCUGGCCAUCGUAUCCUUCCUGGCCGUUCUAUUGUCUUGUGCCUUUGCCGAAACAGACUCUGUUCUCGAUUAUGAUGAUCUCGACGAGGUGAUGGCAAAAAGAGCCUAUGCCGGCCCACUGAUUCGAUUUGGGAAGAGGAGUAUGCAAAGAGCACUGAGAAAUGUAAGUUUCAGAAAACUAAAACCUUGUAAUUCCGUAAGGCCUGUGUCAAACAGUAAAACGUAGUAUUAAAACUAUUUCAACUACAGUCGCCCAUUACCGACCCUUUGAUCCGCUUUGGCAAACGCAGUGAUGUGAUUGAGAGCAAGCGGCCGGAUCACUCGCCCUUGAUUCGGUUCGGAAAAAGAGCCGCCUUCCGUUCAGCUCCACAUAUCCGUUUUGGGAAGCGUUCCGACGAUGACGCCUUAUACGAGUGGUAG
Bursaphelenchus xylophilus (pine wood nematode) is the source of this 437-nucleotide messenger RNA. NCBI's taxonomy places the organism in Eukaryota, Metazoa, Nematoda, Chromadorea, Rhabditida, Aphelenchoididae. The record is from the annotation of a GenBank genome assembly.